UCGAGUUGCCCAAAAAAGCAAAUAUCCAUCCCUCGUCUUGAACUUUGCGCUGCUCUAACAGGUGCACAGCUUUGUAAACUCCUGCAGAAUGAAUUGACUCAUCCUUUGACAAAUAUUGUCUUAUGGUCCGACUCGACAACUGUCUUGUCUUGGCUGCAUUCCCUCUCCUGCCGUUACAAAGUUUUUGUAGCUAAUAGAGUCACUGAAAUAUUAGAGCUCACUGAUCCCUCUUCUUGGAGAUAUAUUCCAUCUGCACAGAAUCCAGCAGAUGACAUUACGAGAGGCAAAACUCUUGUAGAGCUAGCCAAACCUGAUCAUAGAUGGCGACAAGGUCCAACGUUUCUGAAAUUUCCUCCAGAUGAAUGGCCCAAAAAUCUAGUAUCUACAUCUGAUAGUCCUGAUCCUGAGCUUCGUAAACCACUCUUUUGUGGGUUAACACAAUUGGAUGAUAUUGUACUCCCAGAUCCUGCCCGUUUUAAAUCAUGGUCAGAGUUACAGUUUGCAACAAAUGUGUUACUGCGACAACAUAGUGAGGACUCUUGUGACGCCUCUUCUGUCCAAAAUCUCCUUUUGAGACAAGCCCAGCAACAAAGUUUUCCCUCCGAGUAUCAGUGUUUAACGAAAGGAAAGCCCAUUGAACCUCAAAGUUGUCUCCUAACACUUUCUCCCGAAUUCAAUGAAGAAACGGGACUUAUUGUAGUGGGCGGUAAGCUCAGGCGUGUAGAGGAUAUGGAACCUGGAAUGGUUCAUCCAAUCGUCCUCGACCCCAAACAUCCAUUGACCCAGUUAAUUAUUAAGGACUGUGACGAGAAACUUUUCCAUCCUGGUCCAGAGAGAGUUUUCUCAGAACUUCGACGCAAUUACUGGAUAAUUAGAGGGAGACAAGCCGUAAAAAAACAUCAGUGGUCUUGUUUUCAAUGUAGGAAGUGGAGAGCCAAGCCAUCUAUUCCUCAAAUGUCAGAUCUUCCACUCUCCAAGCUCCGGUUGUUCAAACCUCCCUUUUGGUCCACCGGAAUGGACUGUUUUGGUCCCUUCCAUGUAAAUAUUGGCCGUAGAACAGAGAAGAGAUGGGGCAUUCUGUUUAAGUGUCAGACCACUCGAUGCCUGCACCUUGAUUUGUUGAGCAGUUUAGAUGUGGACAGCUUUCUAAUGGGCCUACGUCGUUUCAUAUCCAGGAGAGGUAGGCCGUAUGAGAUUCUUUGUGAUCAGGGAAGCAAUUUCCGUGGAGCUGCAAGAGAGUUAAAGGAAGCCUUCCAGAACCUUCCCACUGAGCUACAAGACAAAUUGGAAAAGCAGCAGAUCAAAUUUAAGUUUAAUCCACCACAAGCUCCUCAUUUUGGGGGGUCAUGGGAAAGAGAGGUCCGUUCUGUUAAAACAGCAUUGCGGGUGGUACUCGGCAGUCAAACCGUAUCAGAGGAAGUCCUACGGACCGUUUUGACAGAAGUUGAAGGAGUGUUAAAUUCAAAGCCACUUGGUUACGCCUCUUCAAACAUUUCAGACCUCGACCCCAUUACUCCAAAUCUCCUCCUCAUGGGGCGGCGAGAUUCGUCUUUACCUCAGGUGAUUUAUGCCAAUACUAAGCUCCUUGGCCGCAGAUCUUGGCGCCACAGCCAGGCCCUCGUUGACCAGUUUUGGACAUCUUUUAUCCGACAUUACUUACCAGGUCAGCAGCUCCGUCAAAAAUGGAAUCGAGAAAAACCUAAUCUAAAUGACUCUGCUGUCGUGUUAGUAAUUGAUUUUCAACUCCCAAGAGCAUCAUGGCCCAUUGGCAGGGUAGUACGCCUCUUACCUAGUCAGGAUGGACGUGUCAGAGUAGCUGAGAUUGAUAUUAAUGGAAAGACGUAUGUACGUCCAGUUGCUAAGUUGAUUCCAUUACCUGAAAUAGAUGAGUAAUAGCAAAUACAUGACUGUAUUUGGGGGUGGCUGUUGUGAAUUUGAUCCUUUAAUUAUACUUUUUCUUUUUUUUUUUCUUUCUCCUUACAUAUUUGCACUUCAUAUCCCACAAUCCUUUUGUCAGUUUCACUACAUUACCCAUACACCCCCUGGGCAAGGUCUAUAAGUAGACCUCACUUCCUCCCUUUUUUCCUUUUGUAUUGGUGAGGUGUGGUGGUUGGAAUGGACACCCAACCAUGUCCUUUCCUUAGGAUGCGUUGAUGACUAAAGACCAUCUUGUACGUCCUGUUUAUCCUGUCCCUCCAUUAACAUCUGUUCAUUGGCAUCAUGUGUGUCAGCUCCAUGUGAAUUAAGACUUUAUCAUCCUGAACUGAAAAUAAAAGAGAGCAAAGGACUG
This is a messenger RNA of Pimephales promelas (fathead minnow), 2290 nucleotides long. The record is from RefSeq and is a predicted model, not a curated record. NCBI's taxonomy places the organism in Eukaryota, Metazoa, Chordata, Actinopteri, Cypriniformes, Leuciscidae.